Prunus mume (Japanese apricot) is the source of this 1023-nucleotide messenger RNA. RefSeq lists its product as uncharacterized. The record is from RefSeq and is a predicted model, not a curated record. Lineage: Eukaryota; Viridiplantae; Streptophyta; Magnoliopsida; Rosales; Rosaceae.
AUGAGUUCUAGUGAUGGUGAUGGAAAUAGUACACACUCUUGUACAGAUGAUAGUGACGAUGAAUUUUAUCAGUUGAUUUCUGUAGGAUGUGUUGUAGCUAUUUCUGAAUGGCUUAAAUAUGUUGACAAAGAACCAUGCAGGACUUCUUCGCAUACCGGAUAUAAAUGGGUAAUGGAUGUUUUAAAUGGUCAUAAGGUAAGGUGCCAUGAACAAUUUAGGAUGGAAAAACAUGUCUUUAUAAAAUUGGUAGAGACACUUACAAGUUCAUAUGGUUUGAAAGAAGUUGGAGAUAUACCAUUAGUUGAGGCAUUAUCAAUGUUCCUCAUCGUUUUAGGUCAUGGGUUCACUAAUAGAAUGGUCCAAGAAAGGUUCCAACAUUCUGGUGAGACGGUGUCAAGGUGGUUUGGGAUAAUGUUAGAUGUUGUUUGUCGCAUGGCUAGUGAUAUCAUAAGUCCACAAGACGCACAAUUUAGGAGAGUUCCGGAUAAAAUUAAAGAUGAUGAUCGAUAUUGGCCAUAUUUCAAAGAUUGCAUAGGGGCAAUUGAUGGUACACAUAUACCAGUAAUCGUGCCUAGAGAAAGACAAGUACCAUAUAUUGGAAGAAAAGGUAUCACUACCCAAAAUGUUAUGGCUGUAUGUGAUUUUAAUAUGUGCUUUACUUUUGUGUGGGCUGGAUGGGAAGGUGCUGCUCACGAUGCACGAAUAUUCAUGGAAGCCUUACGAAGACCAAUUUUAAAGUUUCCUCAUCCACCUACAGGUAAAUAUUAUCUAGUGGAUGCAGGCUAUCCACAAAUCAAAGGAUAUUUAGGGCCGUAUAGGGAUCAAGAAUUCCAACCGUAUGAUGAUGAUGAUGAUGAGCUACUUCCCUCUGGCGGGGCGGGAGUUACUAUAGGGGAAGAGAUGGUUGAAGAACAAAAUCUAACCCAUGGGCAUGAGAUGGCUAACGAACGUGAGAGAAUUGCAAAUCUUCUUUUACUGUGUCAACCAAACACUCAACAAAAUAUCAAAAGCGCUUUUAUGUAG